AACUUUCCUGCCUGUACAAGAGGACAGGACUUUUACUCAAACCGUAACAGGACGAGUUCACUGUUUUCUGAACAAUGUGGACGUUGGUACUCCUGUUGGCGGCUUCUGACGCUGUCUUGGCCACCGAAUCCUUGGGACGACACAGGGCGGACCCCGACCUGGUUUCCGUUUCCGGUUUGUCAUCCGGGGCCUGCUUCGCCGUGCAGUUUCAUGUCGCCCACUCAGGGAGCAUCAUGGGAGCGGGCAUUUUUGCCGGAGCUCCGUACCUUUCCUACGGUAACACGUUGAUUGACGUGUCCGUACUACACACCAGCACUGAGGCGGCGGCCAUCACUCUCAACAUAGACGGAACCACUAACAUGCGGGGGGACAAGGUCUACCUGUUCACGGGCGCCAACGACGUCACCGUGCCGCCAGCGACCAUGCGCCAGACGUGGGAGUACUACAAGUCGUACGUCGAGAACAACAAUAUCCAGUUUGUCGCCAACCUGCCUGCUGCUCACGGCAUGCCCACAGCGGACUACGGUGGCCAGUGUGACCACAUCAGCCCGCCCAAUUACGUCAACAACUGUGACUACAACGGCGCCUACCACGCUCUCAACCACAUCUACGGCUCCAGCCAGCCUCUCGUGAAACCGGACCCUUUCAGUGACGUCGCUACCCGCGGACAGUUCAGGACGUUCGACCAGGGGGAGUUUUUCUACUUCUCGUCGCCGUCCGCCUACAGCAUGGAUGACGAGGGGUUCGUGUAUAUCCCGUCAGGCUGUGCGGGCAGAUACUCCGACUGCAAGCUGCAUAUUCAUCUGCACGGCUGCAAACAGGGCAAGUCGUACCUCGGUGACUACUACGCCCGCCAUGUUGGUUUUAACGAGGUGGGAGAACUGAACAACAUCAUCAUCCUCUACCCACAAGUCACUUCGUCCGUCCUCCCGGUCAACCCCAUGGGAUGCUGGGAUUGGUGGGGAUACACCGGCGGCUACUUCGCCACGAGAAACGGCUUCCAGAUCACCGCCGUCCACCGGAUGAUGGAACGGAUCCUGGAAUGAGCAGCCGCCAUUUUGAUGACGUCACAACCGGAAGUAAACAUACACUCUACCGACUGAUCACUCAGAUUUCUCUGAGACAGUUAAUAAAGAUUGA
Molecule: messenger RNA, 1140 nt
Organism: Branchiostoma belcheri (Belcher's lancelet)
Lineage: Eukaryota; Metazoa; Chordata; Leptocardii; Amphioxiformes; Branchiostomatidae
Exons: 11
Coding region: 75-1046 (323 amino acids)
Source: RefSeq, a predicted model, not a curated record